Messenger RNA from Eleginops maclovinus (Patagonian blennie), 2870 nucleotides. RefSeq lists its product as uncharacterized. The coding region runs from base 766 to 2049 and encodes 427 amino acids. Lineage: Eukaryota; Metazoa; Chordata; Actinopteri; Perciformes; Eleginopidae. The transcript is spliced from 13 exons. The record is from RefSeq and is a predicted model, not a curated record.
CAUGAUCCCUUCAGGAAAUUACCUACAGUUUGCUUUACCUUUGUGUGGUAAACAAAACAAUGCAGUAGACAUAAAUAAUGUUGGUGCCAAAUAUCUGGGAGACAAGUUCACCCCAAGUGCCACAACUAUAUAGUUUGAAGCAAAGGUGUUCCCAGUUUGAACUGAUGGCAUAAUCCUACACUUGUGUCUGAGCUACAAGAUCUAUGUUUUAGUUCUAUAGGAGGUAUUAAACUUUGUGUACUGCUCAGGGAGAAACAGCUGGUCCCAAAUCAAUUAAAGGCUUUAAAGACAAACAAGUCCUGUUUUGUUGGCAAGAAAACUAAAUAAACCAGAGUUAAUGAAAAAUUAAGCCACCUUUGGCUUCUUUGUUGAUUCUCUUAGGCGGUCUAUUGUAUUGAUCAUUAAAUGGAAAUUUAAAGUACACCUUGAUCACUUGCCAGCUUUGGAUCAAAUGAAAUCUUCAUGCAGCGUCACAAACAUAUUUAAAAUGUGUGUGGUUGUGUGUACAGAGUGAAGGCUCUCUGCAAUAAGGCUUUACCAUUGUUCUUUGUAACUUGGUGACCAAAGUUUGUGGUCCACCUUAAAGCCCCAAAUUGUACGGAGGAGUGUAACCUCUAAGACAUUACAAGAAAAGCCCACACGCCGACAACUGGUAAGCUGUUCUUGAAAAAAGACUUUGAUGCUCUUGUUACAUUGCUGUUUAACAUCGUUUUGGAAUUUGAUUCCAAGAAUCUUAUUUCUAAAGGUAUCAUCAAUAGAUUUGCCAUGCAACCUGGGUGCAAGGACCUUCAUCAACCAAGACUUCAGCCUUCUAUUUCGAAUGCACACUUAUUUCCUGUUGGUGUCGGAAAGCAGGGGAUGGAGAAAGCCAAGCCCUGGAGGAGAAAGGCAAUGCACGAUAGAAGUCCAGACUCGGACCAAGAGGCCAAGGCCAGGCAUCAGGCUCAGCUCGAAAAGCGCCAUCUAGAGGCCUACAGGAACAUGCACCGCCUCAGAGAUGCUCUCUGUCGCCGCUAUGCUGCCCUGCUCACAGACAAGGUCCACUCCCAGAGAUUACUGCUGCAGCAGAGAGAGGAGGCAGCCAGAACCAAGUCAGAGAGUGAGCCUCGGAAGAAACAAAAGAAGUUGUCCUUCUCCAAACUGCUGCACAAUGACUCAUACCUGAAGCCCCUCCCUAAAACCAACUAUUGCCUGAGGCAGUUAGCUGAGCGUGGACAUUUGAGAACCCACCACGACUUGGAGGACUUUUAUAGGGGUAUCACAUAUAACCGUCACCCCGCACAGCUGUAUAAAAGUCUGGAAGAUGUCAAGAAAAGGAUGUUGGAAAGCAGACCUGCAGCUGGUUUUAUGACUGACAAGAAAUCAGAAAAACAUCCCUGCACCGCUGAAGAUAAAGGACAUGAAGGGCACUCCAGGAGGAGAAUACCUACACUGAUAUUGGAGCAUGAGUCUGGUUCAGAAGAUGGUCCAGCAGAGCUGAUCUUUGGAGGCAGCCAGGAGAAGGAGGAAACUGAGCAAAUGUUUCCCAAGAUGAAAGCCCCAACAUUUGCAACCCUACAGCCUAACUUUAUUAGGAACUUCCAGAGCAAGAUGCCUGAUUUGAUUAUCCCUGGGAUUCCUGAGAAGAGCAAGAAAGCUGAAAUUUACUUGAGACGGCUGAGACGCAUGCAUGAUCUUUGUUUGACCAACAUGGCUUUCUCCCAAAGACUGCUGGACAGGGAGACAGACUCUCUGAGCUGGCAGGAGGAGCGAGGCAACCAAGAUUUGGUGCUUCCAAGUAUUGACUCCAAACAAGGGAAGACGAGCCAAACCAACCAGGCGCCUCUCUGCUCUCCAAAACAGCAAAGCAGUUUCCCGAAAGACCGGCCUUCAUGUUCCUGGCCUCUGAGCAGAAUGACCUCAGAUAGACACCGAAGUCUUGAGACUUUGGUUUGGGACAGAGCAACGUGCUGCCGUAAAACACCUGAUCCCUUAUCCAUUGAAGACGUGUGUCAACAAAAGCAUGUAGAGAUAAUUGACUGUGGAUUUAAGCUACGGAGGAACUAUUAAGUAAAAACAAAUCACUGAAGAUAAAACCAACACAGCCUCUCUGUAGGGAAAAUGUACAGAUAUGAUUGUGUCAGUUCAUAUGGAAAAACAAGAUUACUAUAUAAUUAAAUGUUUUGAAUAUAUAUAUUGUUGAUUUUUCUUCUAUAAAGAAGGUAGUGUACCUAUUCAUUGGGUGUCCUGAAAUAUAAAAGUUGUGUUAUAAUGUAAUGAACCUAUUUAAAUUGUUAUAACAAUUGGUGUUCAAAUUAUAAAGUUUUACUGCAGGCGAUUUGUUCUCUUAAGAGAAACGUUUUUAAAAACAAUUAUUAAAGAUGUAAAUUUCAUUUUUUUUUCCCUCACAAUUUAGAAUACAAAAAUAACUUUGACUUGUUCAUACUUCAUUCAUAGUUGUCACUCACUUACACAGGACUGAAAAAGUUCCAGGUUUAGCAACAUAUUAUAUAUUUAAAGUGAUCUGGGUUCUGAUCCUUUAGGGACAAAGAGCAGCUCAGCACACAGUGGUUGGGCUUUCUGCAGGUGUGGCUUUGAUCUAAGUGUCAAUGUUUACAGGUUGAUGUAAUAAAGAAGGUUAAACUGCUUUAUUCAAAAUCCCGUAGUCCUCAAUGAUAUGGCCCUCUCAGCCAAUCCCUGGUAAGCCCGCAAAGAUCAAAGAGGAGAGGAGCCAACCAUGUCCGCUCUAAACACCCAUUCUGAGCCUGUCUUCACACUAUAUAUGUGGGAGCUGUCCAUGAAGUCCAGCGACCUGAGAUAACUGCGUGUGGAGACUCAGGAACAGGAGAGAGAUUUCGUUUUUUUCAAAUAAGACCUGUGAUUACAUACAU